ACCAGCACCUCUGUCUUCCUUCUCAUGGGCUUCUCUGAACAGCCAGAGCAGCAGCCUCUCCUUUUCAGACUCUUUUUGGCCAUGUACCUGGUCACCAUAUUGGGAAACCUGCUUAUCAUCAUGGCCAUUGGCUCUGAUACUCACCUCCAUACAUCCAUGUACUUCUUUGUGGUCACCCCGCCCUUCAUUGAUACUUCCAUUACCUGUACCAUUGUCCCCAAAGUGCUGGUGAACAUCCAGACACAGAACCACACCAUCUCCUACACUGGAUGCCUCGUGCAGAUGUACUUCUUCAUGGCAUUGACCCUGAUGGAUGACUUCCUGCUGGCCGUGAUGGCAUAUGACCGCUAUGUGGCCAUCUGCCUUCCUCUCCAUUACACAAUGAUCUUGCAGCCCCAAUGCUGCCAGCUGCUGGUGACUGCUUCCUGGCUGUGCUCCCACCUCCUGGCCUUCUCAUCCACUCUGCUGAUGGCUCAGUUCUCCUUCUAUGCCUCCCAUUCCAUCCCCCACUUUUUCUGUGAUCUUCUCCCACUCCUCAAGCUUGCCUGUUCAGACACCCAUAUCUUUCAAGUUAUGAUGUUCUUUAAUUCAGCCCUCUCAGGUGUGGUCCCUCUCAUCUGUGUUCUGGUCUCUUAUGCCCACAUCAUCCACACCAUCCUCAAGAUUCCCUCUGCUGGGGGUAAGCACAAAGUCUUCUCUACCUGUGGCUCUCACCUGACAAUGGUCACUGUCUUCUAUGGGACCCUCCUUCUGGUGUAUUUCCAGCCCUCAUCCUCCUACUCAGCAGGGACUGGAAUGGUGGCAUCUGUGACAUACACGAUGGUCACCCCCAUGCUGAAUCCCUUUAUCUAUAGCCUACGGAACAGGGAUAUAAAGGGAGCUUUGUGGAAACUUCUUGCCUGGAGAACAUGCUCUACUCCAUAA
Molecule: messenger RNA, 924 nt
Organism: Choloepus didactylus (southern two-toed sloth)
Lineage: Eukaryota; Metazoa; Chordata; Mammalia; Pilosa; Megalonychidae
Product: olfactory receptor 1G1-like
Exons: 1
Coding region: 25-924 (299 amino acids)
Biological process (GO): G protein-coupled receptor signaling pathway
Cellular component (GO): membrane
Molecular function (GO): G protein-coupled receptor activity; olfactory receptor activity
Source: RefSeq, a predicted model, not a curated record